AUGCCCAGGCGGCUCUGCCGGGCCCGGCCCGCCGGCCUCCUGGUGCUGGCCUGCUGGCUGCUGCUGCUGCCGGCCGGGGCGCGCGGCCUGGGCCUCUACUCGCCCGACGACCCGCUGGCGCUGCUGGGGGGCGGCACGCUGGAGCGCCGCGUCCUCAACUCCUCCAGCGCCUGGGUGGUCGAGUUCUACGCCUCCUGGUGCGGCCACUGCAUGCAGUUCGCCCCCACCUGGAAGGAGCUGGCCCGCGACGUCCAGGAUUGGAGACCUGCCGUGAUGCUGGGUGUGGUCGAUUGUGCUGAGAUGACCAACCAGAAAAUAUGUUCAGAUUUUAAAAUUACUGGCUACCCAACUUUGAAGUUUUUCAAGCCGUUCUCCAGGAAAGCUGAUGAUGGCAUAAGACUCUUGCAUCAUGGGGAUGGCAUUCGGAGUCUGAGGGAGAGCAUAAUCUCCAACAUAGAAAGAAGCGAAGACGCCUGGCCUCCCGCCUGCCCGCCGCUUGAGGCAUUCAGUGCAGCUGAACUUCAUGGCUUCUUCCAGGCAAACAGUGUGGCAUACUUGGCCCUGAUAUUCGAGAAGGAGGACUCCUUUUUGGGCAGAGAGGUGACGCUGGACAUGGUCCAGUAUGAAAAUGUCGCGGUGAGGAGAGUCCUGCAGAGCAACGAGGAACUAGUGAAGAUCUUCAACGUGACCACCUUCCCUUCUGGCUUUCUGCUUUUCAGCAACGGCUCUUGCGAUGCCAUCCCCGUGAAUGGUGAUUCAAGAUCACUUUACACAAGCUUCUUGCGAAGGCUACCCGGGGUCAUCCAAGGGAUCUUCCCUGACCACACUGUGCGGCCAACUGCACCACCAAAGACCACCCCUGCCCCCUGGAAGGUGGUGGACAGGAAAAAGUUGUACAUGGCUGACCUGGAGUCUGCAAUCCUGUACACCCUAAGAAUGGAGGCAGCACGAUUCCUUUACCUCGACAGAGAGCGUCUCUCUGCGCUGAAGCAAUAUGUGGCCCUCUUGGUCAAGUAUUUCCCUGGACGCCUCAUAGUCAUGAACUACCUUCGCAACCUGGACCACUGGCUGGGACCGAGGACAAACGUGUCGAAGAGCGAAUGGGAGGAAGCUCUGAGGAACAAAGGAGAGCGUCCUUAUGCCUGGCUUCCAGAGACCCCCAACUGGGUUGGCUGUCAAGGAAGCAGACCCGAGUUUCGAGGUUAUCCGUGCUCGCUCUGGACUCUCUUCCACUUCCUCACAGUGCAGGAGGCCCUGCAGAGCUCCAGGUUUACCUCGCCAUCAGAAGUCCUUUCAACAAUGAGGAGAUACGUCCAUUACUUCUUUGGUUGCCGGGAGUGCGCGGAUCAUUUUGAAGGCAUGGCUGCAGAAUCAAUGCACCGAGUGAAGAACAAAGAUGGCGCGAUUCUCUGGCUCUGGUCAAGGCAUAACCGAGUUAAUGCUCGUUUGGCAGGUACCAAAAGUGACGACCCCAAAUUUCCCAAGAUCCAGUGGCCUUCCCAAGCUUUGUGUUGGUCGUGCCAGUUAAUCAUCAAUGGGAGACGCAUGUGGGACGAGAGAGCUGUCUUGAGGUUCUUCAAGUCUCACUUCUCACGGAGCAACAUCUACAUGGAUUACAUGAACUUCGAGAGGGGGCGUCCCGGGAGACACGGCCGAGAUGUUGAGGAGCGCGACCUCAAAGCAGAGGGAAACCUGGAGGAAGGAGGAGGGGAGGAUGGCCAAGGAGCUGAAGAGGAGUUUGAGGAAGACUCCAAGCGGACUGACGGGCCGGAGCAAGGGAGGGAGGAGAAGAAGAGAUCCGGCUUGGACCGGUUAGGGGCUUCCGAGCCACGCAAGCCGAGCAUUAUCAAGAUUGGCAAGAGCGCAAAGGUGAAAGAGCUGGAGGAUGAUAUCGUCGAUCUGGAUUCUUUCAGUGAGCAGCAUUACAAGAGCAAGGCCUUGAAAGCGGCCGCCCAGGCCAACGACGGACACAGGCGGAGUAGGAGGGACACAGGGCUGGUGCUGAUGGAAGAAGACAACCGCCGGUCUUUUGAUUACGACGCAGUCUGGGGACGCCUGAAACGCAAGGGCCUGGGAGGCCAGCACAUCAUGGAUGCCUUCGAGGAGGAAGCAGGCAAGGAGGGCGAGACCUCCCUGAGGAGGAGCCAAUGGUUCCGCUUGCUGGGAGUCGGCUUUUCCCGUCUGGAUGUCACCUUGUGCAUUGCUCUGUACCUCCUCUCCUCCAUGUGUCUGUUGGGCAUGUAUACUUUCUUCCGCAUGCGCAUGAAGUACCGCAAGGGCCGCCCGGGCUUCCCGUUGGCCUGAAGGAGGAUCAAGCCAGCUGCCGCCCA
Messenger RNA from Euleptes europaea (tarantolino), 2330 nucleotides. It is a transcript of the gene QSOX1, whose product is annotated as quiescin sulfhydryl oxidase 1. The transcript is spliced from 12 exons. Lineage: Eukaryota; Metazoa; Chordata; Lepidosauria; Squamata; Sphaerodactylidae. Gene Ontology annotation, molecular function: flavin-dependent sulfhydryl oxidase activity; protein disulfide isomerase activity. The record is from RefSeq and is a predicted model, not a curated record. Gene Ontology annotation, biological process: protein folding. Gene Ontology annotation, cellular component: Golgi membrane. The coding region runs from base 1 to 2304 and encodes 767 amino acids.